AUGAAUAGAGGAACUUGAAGAGCGUUCAUACGUGCUUAUUCAUUUCCGCACUGGAAUUUGUCAUGUAUUUAUCUAAUUAAUAGUAGAAUGGAGGGGAAGAAAAAAAAUGUUCUAAACCUCACGUCACAAGGCCAAUAAUCUGGGGAUGGUAGUCCCCACUAUAUUUAUUUUUACUUGUCAUUCCGAGUGUGGAUGGAUGGAAAAAAAACGAAGAGGCUUUUCAGUCGGUAGCUGACUGUUGCACGAACAUUUGAUUUCUGGCCGAGUCGACGUUUAUUUCGAGUUUUCUGCAGUACAUUCGAUAUGACGAAAUUCACGAAAUACAAACCUGAAAUGUUAGGCUGGCACAAAGAGCCAGGACCGUUGAAAGUGUGGCGCGUGGUGGACGGUCGUAAAAAGACUGAGGACGGAAAAAUUGCCCGAUUUUCUAUCCAAGAAAUACCUGUCGAUCGUUUCGACGAUGCUUUGGAUUUGAUGUGCACGAUUUUCCUCAGGGACGAGCCUAUAUGCAGUAGCUCGAACAUUGUCAAUGAUGCCGCAUCGAUGGAUGAUUUCUGCAAACUAUGGAGCUUCAGUCUUCAGCAAGGUGUCGCCGUUGGAGCUUUUCUUGUCGACGGUAACAAUCCAAAACCUGUGUUGGCUGGUGUAAAUAUGACUUUGGUGGACUGUGACGCUACCGAAGAAGCCUUGCAGACGGGAAUCGAGUUUCGUUCUGAAGUAACACAAAAGAUAUUGAAAUUAUUGCACGACCUAGAGACAGAGAAGAAUCCUCGAGAAGUUUACAAUGUCGACAAAUUCAUGACGGCGUUUGGCUUGUGCGUUGAUUCACGGUUUCGCGGUCAGGGUCUUGGAGUUGAACUUCUUAAUGCACGAAACGAAAUCUGCGCAGCGUACGAUAUUCCUGCCACAACAACAGUAUUCACAGCUCCAGCUGCUCAGAAAGCUGCUGCUCAAGCUGGCUUUGAGUUACUUCUCGAACGUCACUUCGUUGACGUCAAAAACGAAGAUGGCACUGAAAUGUUUCCUGGUAUAACAUCAAAAGUCGUCAAACUCAUGGGGAAGAAAUUUUAAUAGUGAUUUUUCGUUGACUAUUAAAUUUCAGCUCUAUUCUCAAUGGGCUGACUAUCUUAGAACAAUUAUAGUAUAUUUUCUAACGGUAAAUUUUGCUGUUUAUCGAAAAGUUUGCAUUUCAACUUUUAACGUUGGAUGUUUUUCGAUCGAUCGCUUCGUAUUUUUGUCACAAACGUUUUUUACACCCUUUGUUUUUGUAACAGAUUUUUUUCUCCAGUAGCUGAGACGGCUAUUAAAUUCUUUUGGAUUAUACAGAAAAAAACGAUUCGACGAGACGCUCUAUCAAUUUGUAUUCACUUUAUUAUUGUUUCAAUGUGCAGUUACUGAACAUCGGGAAAUUCUAUAUUUGAGUUCGUCUUCAGACAUUGUGUCACAUCCCGAGCUCAUGCUUGACUUAAAAAAACAGAUUACAUGAGUCUCUCUCCUUGUAAUUUGUGUCUCAUAUUGCAAAGUUGGAAUUCUAUGAUUAUUGCCUUGUAAAACGUUCAUCCACGGUGAGUUAUAGCAAAGUGGGUGUGGUGAUAGGUUUGUAAUGACACGACAAGAAUGGCAAAAUGGCUUCAACUGAAUACUGGUAACGGUCAAGUUUGCAAACAAUGAAAAACAGAAGAAACUUCAUGAUUUAAUUGAUUAGAAAAUUUACACAAAAAUUAUUGUUUGUGAUGCACGGACAACAAGGAAUUAGAUGAUGGAUUGAAAAAUGGGAAAUCAUAAGUUUAGGAUGAGCAACAUUUCGCCAAGGGAGUUAAUAAAAAAUUGGAAAACGUCGUUCCAUUUAUAUCACUGCUCGCAACAUGGAGAUGUAACCUGCUGCGGUUUUGACAACCUGUACAGAAAAAUCGAAAUAAAACUUCACAGAAAUAUCCACCUGA
This is a messenger RNA of Venturia canescens, 1943 nucleotides long. RefSeq lists its product as uncharacterized. The record is from RefSeq and is a predicted model, not a curated record. The transcript is spliced from 4 exons. Gene Ontology annotation, molecular function: N-acetyltransferase activity. NCBI's taxonomy places the organism in Eukaryota, Metazoa, Arthropoda, Insecta, Hymenoptera, Ichneumonidae. The coding region runs from base 304 to 1071 and encodes 255 amino acids.